GCAGCGGCUGCAGCGCGCGCGAAAAUUCCAAAGGCGCGGCGCGGCGGGCGCGGGAUUGUGGAAUGGCUCAGGACACUACAGUGCCCAAACUGAACUUUGAAUAUUGGUUGGAUAAAGCUAUUGAAUGGGGUCAAGCCACCACGCUGGAAUCCCAGAAGGACGUGUGCCUUCACUUGCCCCAGCUCCAGGAAUUCCUACAUGAGCUUUAUGAAACAAUAAAACAUUUGCAGGGUUCCACUGCAGCAAUUGAGCAGUUCCCUUUAAUUGGACAGCUUCUAGGAAGGCUCUGUUGGAAUCCUUUUGUUAUAGGAUAUGAUGAAAGCCAGAAGGCUCUGAUGUGGUGCCUAUGUUGUCUGUACAGCAGUGAACCACAAAACGCUGUGGAGCUGAAGGCCAAUAGCUGGGUACGGAGUUUGCUGUGCCAUCUCCUUUGUUCUUGUAAGUGGGAAGGUAAUGAAGCGGAAACCAGUACCUUCAUAUCAGCUCUGGGCUACACAUCCGCAGAUUAUUAUUACCACUUGGUUAAAAAUAUGGUCGUUUCAUUAGUAACAGAGCUCAGAGAAAACCAGUUCAAUGGACUUAACAUUCAGGAGAGCGUUUCAGCUAGUCAUGUGAAUGCUGUGUCCAUUUUCUGUGUGCCUCUCAUUACUUUGCCUGAUCUAACUCCACUGCUGGAAACUCUCCUUCUUUACCACGGAGGUUCAUCAAAAGAAAUUCUCAGUUCAGAAUUUCUAGAGGCUGUGAAUGAGGCUGUUUUAAAGAAGAAGAUCUCCCUUCCUGAAUCAGCUAUCUUCAGCCUUUGGCUUCGUCACUUACCAAGCCUUGAAAAAGCUACCUUACAUCUUUUAGACCAGCUGUUUUCCAUUCAGCUGAGUUCACUGGACGAAGUGGCUCGUGUCAUAAAAGACUCACUGCUGCCACAAGCAGCAAGCCAUCCUGCUGUUUUCAGAAUUGUAAACGAAAUUUUCAAGAAUGCACUGGUGGAAACUGAAGGAACUUCAGAAGUUAUGACAAUAAUACAGGUGUUUACACAGCUCUUCCUCCAGGCUUAUCAGAAUGAAAACAAACAGCAUAAGUUUCCACUGAAGGCCUACUUCCCAUACCAUCACCAGCCUCUUGUUAGAGGCUUAGUCAGACGUCCUUUUGAACUCCCAACUACAUACUGGUCUCAGCACUUGAAGCACAUUUCAGAUAUGCUCAAAGCACUAGUAGAGGAUACAAACAUUAGUUCUCUCACUGACCUCUUUGAAAUAUGGUUUUUGGUUGCUUGUUUUGGAGAAUGGUUGGAUAUUGCAGCAGAACAAUUACUGAAGGCUGCUGUAGAACCAGAUGCUGUGCUGUGGCUGCUGGCAUUUUACUACUGUCCUAAGAAUGAAAAUCAACAAAGGACUGAAACAAUGGUAGAAGCUCAAGCAGUCUACAAUAAUCUAAUGAUGGUGUUCAGCUGUGCAGACCUUUCUGUCAAAGACCUGGAGGCUGCUGUACACAGGAUAACAGGCAUAGAGCAGUGUUGUAACCAGCGUCUCACAACACAUCUUCUGACCAACUUUUUGCUCUUCUCAACUGGUGGACAUAAGAUUGCCCAGGAAUGUAUUUACCAUAUUGCUGAGAUAACUGAUACAAGCAAAGAAGUUUAUAACCUUCUUAUCCGUACUGCAUACAGAUUUAACAAUAGUGGAGAAGAAAACCAAAGGACUGUGAAGCUGCUGAAUGAACUUCUUGAAAAACUUCCAUGGAAAGUUUAGAAUUUUAAUGUCAUCUAUUUAUCAAACCAACAAAUCAGGUCUUUAUCUGGGUGUCAGACUUCCAUUAGCACCUGGCACUGCAGGUUACCAAGGGCAGAAAUAUACCUACAUAAGCUAUAGCUGCUAACUUACAUUCUCUCAUCUAUAUUGAAAAAUAACCUGUUGUUUGAAAAUGUUCAUCUUUUGAAACGUAACAGUAAAGAUGCUUGAAAGUUUUGUUCUGAGUAUCUUUUGUAACAAGAGACCUACAUAAUUUAAAGUAGUUCACUUAUCUCCUUAUUGUUUAUUUGGCUGAGGAUCAGUUUUUCUCCCAAAUUACUCAUGUGGGUUUUUUAAGCAAGUAAUAUCCAAUUGCUUGUUUGGGAAGUUGUUACUAAAAUGUUUUGUUCUAUGCUUCUGCUUUUAUGAGACUAACGAUGAUCUCAAGUGAUUCAUGGUGUUCUCAGGAAAUCAGUGAGUGAUGUUUCCUGAACUCUUUCCUUCUUUUUGAAAAUGUUUCCAAAAUGAAACUCUUCCCAGAUUUGUUAAAUGUGUGUUUUUUUUCAAUAUUGCAGCUUUCACAGGACAGUGUUCUCCUCUAAGUACUAUACCAAUAGCUGGUCUUUGUCAACAGAUACUGCAGGCAUAAAAUUGCUUGGAAUAAAGUCCACUUAACAGUGUGCUGUGACUGAUGCUGUUAUUUAUUCAUUUAAGAAAUAUGGGGUUUUUAUUCAGACAAAAGAGGGCAAGUGAAGCAGAGGCAUAAGGACAUUUUCCUGUUUGAAGGGACAGAUUUCCUGUAAAGGUUGCAACUCACUGCCUUUAUUUUUGUGUCCAGCAGUAAUUUGCUUACUUCUUUGUUUAGUUUUUUCUCUCCUGCAUGGACAAGAGAUAAAAAAUAUGCAAGAAGAAUAGACAGGUUAUGGCUUGUGUUUUUUACCCCUCGGAAAGUGUUUUUUGCAAGACAUUUUGUGAACCUGUCUUUAGCUUAACUAGGAAAAAAAGCAUAGAAAAUAGUAGUGACAGAGCAUCCUAACUUUUCUCAGUAAUUUGUUCUCCUGUAUUUCUUAUCUGUAAUUCCAGUGCCUAUGCUGUGCUAUUCAAAGAUGCUACCUGGAAUACUAUAGUUACCUAUAAAAUCCAAGAUAUGUAUCUUGAAUUAAUAAAGCUUUUUGAAUGUA
This is a messenger RNA of Parus major (Great Tit), 2905 nucleotides long. It is a transcript of the gene FANCC, whose product is annotated as FA complementation group C. Gene Ontology annotation, cellular component: Fanconi anaemia nuclear complex. Gene Ontology annotation, biological process: cellular response to oxidative stress; interstrand cross-link repair; nucleotide-excision repair. Lineage: Eukaryota; Metazoa; Chordata; Aves; Passeriformes; Paridae. The transcript is spliced from 15 exons. The record is from RefSeq and is a predicted model, not a curated record. Bases 63 to 1745 code for a protein of 560 amino acids.